CAGUGCUGUAGUCAGACAGUUGUUUUCGACAUUCUUAUUGAUUUUACAACAAGUACUUGCAAAUGCUAUUUGUUCACCAUCUUAUCAAUCAUGUCAAUUGUGAUUAGACACAUGGAACGAUAGUUACACACUUCGAUUUAAUUGUGUCGUCCGAUUUAAGUUUUUGUUGUUGGUGCAUGAGAAAAAAGGUUGCAUAAUCAUUAAAAUGGGAAUAAUCAAUUUCGUCGCGACCACAGUUUUCAUCCUGUUAUUCUCCACCAUGUUGGUGAGAUCCAGCAAAUGCCCAUCAAUGUGCAAAUGUGACACGUUCUCGGUAUCAUGUGUGGAAAAAUCCAUAGCGUACAUCCCGAAUUUCGACGUUUUGGAAAACAGCCCCUCGGUCAUCGAUUUAUCAGGCAACGACAUCACCGAGGUGCAACGCAACGAUUUCAACUUCGAAGUCAACAAAUACGUGAUCGAAGUCUACCUGAACAACUCCAAUUUGGCUGACAUUCAUCCGGAGGCCUUCGCCGAAAUGAAGAAACUCCAGGGCCUUUAUUUACAGACGAAUCUGUUGUCGAGCGUGCCCGAGGGUUUUAUCAAACGGAACAGGGAUUUGAUCCUGCUGAAUCUGGCGGAAAAUUUGUUCAACGACAUGCCGAAAAUCACGUCCAAGAGUCUCGAGAUUCUGAUACUGUCCAAGUCAGACGUGCACGUCGUUCCAGCCGACAGCUUGGACAAUUUGCCCAACAUACGGCUGUUGAUGCUGGACCAGAACAAGAUCACCCACAUUGCCGUGUCGAUGUUCCAAAGUGCCAAGAGUUUCUUCUACGUGGACCUGCGAUACAAUCCCUGGGACUGUAAUUGUCAAACAAUUCACCUGUUCGAGUACCUGACCAACGAACGAUUCAUCGAUCCAGACGAGCCAGCCAUGUGUUUAACGACCGAGAAGAAAUUUAUGAAGAUCAACGGUGUGAUUGAGAUGUACAAGAAAAAAUGCGCGGAUGACGCCGGGCUCUUGUUUACCGAUUCGUUGGUGAAAGUGCAGAAGGAAGUCAAAGGUGAUUUGAAGCAAUCGCCUUUGAUGACGGUCGAAGAAGGGAGCCCAAGGGUAACCGAUUUGGCCACUAAUCAAAACACGACCACGGUUUGCGUCCUGAACUACAGGAGGUCGGGGGAAAUUGCUAUCGUUGCCACCGUCACCACCAUAGUUGUGUUCGUUUCGUUUACGAUCGGAUAUUUUUUCGGAAAGAGGCAAAAUAUGUACAUGAUGGGAUCGACGGAUAGCAAAUUUAAGUUAAUAUAUCCUAAUUUAUAAGUAGUUUUAUAUAAUAAGAUCUUCAGACUGGUUUUUUAUGUCACGUUUAAAAAUUGAGAAGGACAAUUAUUAGUGUAAUUAUAUUAAUUAUGCAUUUGUAAAUAUGGUUUUAUAGUGUUUUUUAGUCGUAUUUGUCAGCGAAGUUUGUGUAAUUUGUCGAAAUUUGUAAUAAAAUUAUAAAAUCUAA
This is a messenger RNA of Aethina tumida (small hive beetle), 1484 nucleotides long. RefSeq names its product slit homolog 1 protein-like. The transcript has 2 exons. Bases 206 to 1297 code for a protein of 363 amino acids. The record is from RefSeq and is a predicted model, not a curated record. Gene Ontology annotation, molecular function: protein binding. Lineage: Eukaryota; Metazoa; Arthropoda; Insecta; Coleoptera; Nitidulidae. Gene Ontology annotation, cellular component: extracellular matrix.